AUGGCUAUCAGUGUGCCUAAAGUGCUUCUUUUUGGCAGUUCUUCAACACAGUAUGGCUACAGUGAAGACGGUUGCUGGGUGUCAGUAAUAGCUGAUAAGCUUCAAAGGAGAUGUGAUGUCAUCAACAGGGGAUACUCAGGGUACAACACAAGAUGGGCUCGCCUCAUGUUACCAAAACUGGUUACCAAGGAAACAGCCAAUGACAUCGCUGCCAUGGUGAUAUUCUUUGGCGCCAAUGACUCUGUGCUGAAAGAUUUGAAUCCUCAUCAACAUGUCCCGCUGGAGGAGUACCAAGAUAAUUUGUCUUCAAUGAUUACUUAUCUCAAGAGCUGUGGCUUGGGGAGUAAUAGAAUUAUCCUAAUAGGACCUCCCCCUUGUGAUGAACAACACUGGAAAGAGAGAAUGGAUGCUGAGGGUCGACCGCAGUCUAAGUCCCAAGAGCAGACAGCCCUGUAUGCCAAAGCUUGUGAGUCAGUUCACAAAUCUCAUGGUACAGGAUUUGUGGACCUAUAUACUGAUAUGCUGAAGGCAGGCGCAGAAGGAGACAGUUGGAAGUCAUUUCUAAAUGAUGGUUUGCACUUCUCGGCGGCUGGCUCAAAGUUUUUGGCAGAGCGGUUAUGGCAGCAACUGGAAGGCAUAGUCUCUGACAUUGGGAUGAUUUUUCCAGAUUGGAAAACAGUAGAUUAUGUUAAUCCAGAAGCAGUGUUUUCUGCUAUAAAUUAAUAUAGACUCUAUAUAAAUUAUCACCUGUUACCUCAAGAUGUGAUUUAUCUGGACAAGCAUUAUGGAGCAAUUUUUUAAAAUAUUAUUAUAUUAAGAUCUAAUGUGAGCAUCACUUUAACUUGAAUUAAUGCAUUAAUCAAACAAAUUUUCCUGUCCCUUAAUGUCUGAGGCAUUUUAAUUUGCAGUAAAAUGUUCUGUACUAAUA
Messenger RNA from Lingula anatina, 928 nucleotides. RefSeq names its product isoamyl acetate-hydrolyzing esterase 1 homolog. The record is from RefSeq and is a predicted model, not a curated record. Lineage: Eukaryota; Metazoa; Brachiopoda; Lingulata; Lingulida; Lingulidae.